AUUCAGAAGCUUCCAUACCAUGGAUGGACAGACGGUUUCCACCGUGGAAGGAGUCACUCUAACAAGAAGAGGGCAUCAUAUUACUGGCACUUUGAUAUUGACCCCAAAGCAUCUUGUUUUCAGCUUUAUACAGAAGAUAGCCGGGACAGGUAGUGGUACGGCAACACCAAGAGAGAUUUGGAUAUGUUAUCCGAUAAUAGAAAGAAUUUCCAAGGCCAGAGGGUCAUCUUGGGUUGGAAAAGGAAAUGAUCUUGUUAACGGAAGGUUGAGUCGUGAAGGUCUUAAUGGACAGAACGGACAAAUGAGUAUCAAUGGAAGUGAAAAUAUAACAUCUUCGAGAACUUCUUCAGUACGUCCUGCAACAAGUCUUUCAAGUAGUCCAGUUCCAGCUCCAACUCCAGCUGAUGCUACUCAAGAAUUAGGAAGUCUGGAAAUUUUACCAGGAAACGCAUCACCUAGAACGUCAUCCCCACUUACUCAAUCAUCGCCAAAUCUUCGACAAAUCGAUCACUACACCUCGUCACACAUCAGAAUUCAAUGUAAGGAUUUUACAUAUUAUUCAUUCGAUUUUGUUAAUGACAAAAUUUGUACUGAGGUAUUUCAAAAGCUUAGUACGUUGGUUACUCUUCCAAGAGCAAAAGCGGAUAUUCAACUUUUUUAUGCAUAUUCUUACAGGAAAAAUGUAUUAGAACAAAAUUUAUCUACUAAUGGAUGGAAUAUAUACGAUGCUACUAAAGAAUAUCAGCGAUUGGGAUUGAUUUCUGAUUGGUGGAGAGUCACGAAUAUUAAUGAAAAUUAUUCCUUUUGUCCUUCAUAUCCAAGGGUUUUAAUUGUUCCUUCUUCAAUUAGUGAUAAUGUAUUGAAACAUGCGGGGAAAUUUAGACUGAAACAAAGAAUACCAGCAAUUGUUUAUAGACAUAGGUUUGGAAAGAACGGUAAUGUGAUUGCAAGAUGUGCUCAACCAUUAGUUGGUUUAAAACUUCAGAAUAGGUCGCUACAGGAUGAGAAACUUAUCGGUGAAAUUUUUGAAACACAGCAAAGAGAAAGAGGAUCAGUCGAUAAUAAGUUUGAAAAUUUCUCUGAUGAAGGCAAUAGUGAGAGAGCAGAAAUAGAAACGUUUCUGGAACAACCUCAAAGGAAUCUUAUAGUAGAUUUAAGACCAUUGACCAACGCAAUGGCUCAGCAUGCUUUAGGGGCAGGUACUGAGAACAUAGAUAAUUAUCGUGGGAAAUCAGUGGAUGAUUCCAAUCAGGAUUCAUCUCCUCAACAUGUUGAUAAAAUAUUUUGUAACAUUGAUAAUAUUCAUGUUAUGAGGGAUUCGUUAAAUAAGUUAAACGCGAUCUUAAACGAAUUAGAUAAGAAUUCCAAUACAGGACCAAUGCUUCAACAAUCAUUGACAAAAACUCAAUGGCUACACCGACUCUCCAUUAUACUUCAAUCAGUUGAUCGAAUUACCAAAUCAGUUCAUUUAAACAAUACCAAUAUAUUAAUUCACUGUUCUGAUGGAUGGGACCGAACUUCUCAAGUAUCAGCAUUACUGCAGCUUUGUUUAGACCCAUAUUAUCGUACUAUAGAAGGGUUCAUGGUCUUGAUAGAGAAGGAAUGGGUUAGUUUUGGAUUCAAAUUUUCGAUUAGAGGAGAUCAUGGAGGUUGUAUUGGAGCGAAGAUUAACAGAGAAAGAGAUAGAGAAAGAGAAACCUAUACUAAUGAAGAGGAUCAAUUGAUAAACUCAAGUGGCCCUCUUACCGGAAAUAUAGACAUAACUAACCCUUCAAAUGGUGGAACCUACGAUGAUACUAAUAGUCCUAGUUCUAAAGUAGCUUCCUUUUUCCAACGUGCAGCAACUCAUAUAAAAAAUACAGCAGCAGCUGCUGCUGCUUCAUCCCCUGAUUUUGAUGAAAAGCUCUCACUUGGAUCUUCCAACGAGAAAUCGCCUAUUUUUCAUCAAUUUUUGGAUUGUGUCUAUCAGUUAUUAAGACAACAUCCUGAAAGCUUUCAAUUUAAUAGUCGCUUCUUGAAACGGUUGUUUUAUCAUCAUUAUUCAUGUCAAUAUGGAACCUUUUUGUGUGACUCAGAAAGAGAGAUGGUUGAAGUUUAUAAACUUAGAGAUAAUACUGUUUCCGUUUGGGAUUAUUUCAAUUCCAGAACUCAAGAAUUUACUAAUCAACAGUAUAAGACUAAUGACCAGGAUAAUGUUUUAUUCUUCAAUUUCACAGAUAUAAAGUGGUGGUUUGAACUUUAUGGGAGAUCAGAUGAAGAAAUGAAUGGAUUAUCGAAUUCCUUAGAUAGGAAAUUUGCACGAAUGAAUAUUCAGAAAGUAGCAUAGAUAUAAUAGAGAGCAACAAUGUUGUAAAGAUUAUAAUUCA
Molecule: messenger RNA, 2366 nt
Organism: [Candida] anglica
Lineage: Eukaryota; Fungi; Ascomycota; Pichiomycetes; Serinales; Debaryomycetaceae
Source: the annotation of a GenBank genome assembly